AUGCGACUCUCCAGGCCUCGACUGAGGGUCUCUCAAGCUCAGUCGGCCUUUGCCGACGGCAAUGCACGAUGGACGAAUCGGGAUCUGGAUCCGAUUCCUCUGCUUGCGCGGAAAUGGGGGGUUUGGAGUCUGAUAGCAUACUGGAUCUCGGAUGCUUUCAAUGCAGCGACCUGGCAGUUCGCCAGUAGUAUUAUUGCCGUCGGCCUGACAUACCGCGAGGCUCUCGCCAUUGUGGCUGUUUCUUUCCUAAUUAUAUCCUUCGUCAUUUCCGCCAACGGUGCUGUCGGGGCCAUCUAUCACGUUCCAUUCCCGGUUAUUGCCCGUGCGAGCUGGGGCUUCUGGGGCUCCUAUAUUGCCAUCAUCUCUCGACUGAUUCUUGCUGUGUUCUGGUUCGCCAUCCAAAACGUGAAUGGCGGGAACUCAGUCCGGGUCAUGAUCGGCGCGAUCUGGCCCAGCUACUUGACCCUCCACAAUGAUAUCCCUGUGUCGCAGGGUAUCACAUCGAAUGGGAUGAUCGCAUUCUUUAUCUUUUGGGUAUUACAGCUCCCCUUCUUAUGCAUGCAUCCGAAUAAGCUGCGCUGGUUGUUCACGGUCAAGUCGGUGCUGGUCCCGAUCGCCUGGAUUGCCAUUUUGAUCUGGGCCUUUGUUGCUGAAAAGGGUGGCGGCGGUAUUUUCGACAAGCAGAAGGCGACGGUCUCGGGAUCGAAGUAUAGCUGGCUGUUCCUGGCAAAUAUGACCUCGGUGCUGGGGAACUUUGCCACCCUCAGUGUGAACCAGUCCGAUUUCUCGCGAUACUCCCGCGUCAACCCCCGCUGGCAACUCCUCUAUAUUCCCUUGCUCCCCAUCAUUUUUACCUUUAUCUCUUUUAUCGGCAUUGCUGCUUCCUCCGCCGGCCAAUCCCAUUACAACCUCGCCUCCAUCCCCUGGGAUCCCAACGAGCUCAUCAGCCUCUGGCCCAACCGUGCCUGCCGCUUUUUCGGCGCAGCCUCAUUCGCCCUCGCCUCGCUGGGCGUCAAUAUCUCUGCCAACUCGCUCUCAGCCGCGAACGACUUCACUGCGCUCGCGCCACAGGUGCUCAAUAUCCGCCGCGGCCAGAUUCUGUGUGCGCUGCUGUCAUGGGCACUAGUGCCCUGGAAGAUUUUGGAAUCUGCAAGUAACUUCUUAAACUUCAUGGGCGCCUAUGCGAUAUUCCUUGGCCCGAUCGCUGCCAUUAUGCUGUUUGACUUUUGGCUCGUUAACCGCCGCCGCUAUGAUGUGCUUGCGCUGUACCAGCCAUCGAACCCGACUUAUCGGUACGCUUGCACCGUGCCUUUUCUCUAUUCUGGAAAAUCUAUCUGGGGUACCAAUUGGCGCGCGGUGGUGUCGUUUCUCGUCGGCGUUGUGCCGAGUCUUCCGGGGAUGAUCAAUGCUGUGAGUUCCAGUAUUGAUGUGGGUGCGGGUACACAUCCAUAUGAGUUUGGGUGGCUGCUGGGGUUUUUUGCUACGGCAGCAGUGUAUCUGGCUCUGUCGUGGUUGUUCCCGGCGACGGAAACUCAGAUCCCCCGUGCUGUUCUUCCUGAUGAGAUCUAUGAGGAGAGGAGUGUGGUGGUGGAAGGAGUGGAAACAGACAGCUCGGAGCAGACGUCGACACCGUCUGGGGGUGAGAAGGUUCCGGCUAAUUCGUUAGAAAAGUCUGUGUAG
This is a messenger RNA of Penicillium canariense, 1680 nucleotides long. Its product is annotated as nucleobase cation symporter-1 family protein. The record is from RefSeq and is a predicted model, not a curated record. Gene Ontology annotation, biological process: nucleobase transport; transmembrane transport. Lineage: Eukaryota; Fungi; Ascomycota; Eurotiomycetes; Eurotiales; Aspergillaceae. Gene Ontology annotation, cellular component: plasma membrane. The transcript is spliced from 3 exons. Bases 1 to 1680 code for a protein of 559 amino acids. Gene Ontology annotation, molecular function: nucleobase transmembrane transporter activity.